This is a messenger RNA of Talaromyces proteolyticus, 1686 nucleotides long. RefSeq lists its product as uncharacterized. The transcript is spliced from 2 exons. Gene Ontology annotation, biological process: regulation of transcription by RNA polymerase II. The record is from RefSeq and is a predicted model, not a curated record. Lineage: Eukaryota; Fungi; Ascomycota; Eurotiomycetes; Eurotiales; Trichocomaceae. Gene Ontology annotation, molecular function: DNA-binding transcription factor activity, RNA polymerase II-specific; RNA polymerase II cis-regulatory region sequence-specific DNA binding. The coding region runs from base 1 to 1686 and encodes 561 amino acids.
AUGCCGACUUUCCACGCCCCAAUGCCCGUCUACCCCCAGCAGCAGCCCAUCUUCACCGCUCACUCCCAGCUGGGCCACAAGAGCCCACUGCACCACCACAUGAGCAUGACCCCAAUUGCCUCGCCUCAACCUAUGCACCUCCAGCCAUCUAUUAUGGUGCAGCAGCAAGAUUCCCGUGCCCUGCUUCCUCUCGACACUCGUUUCGUCAACGCCGACUUUUACGCCUUUCCGUCGACUCCACCGUUGUCGUCGUCCGGCAGCACCAUCAGCAGCCCGCCGUCGACAUGCGGCAUGGUACACACGCCCGUCAACGGUUCCUUCUCUGGCUUGGAAAACAUGGAAGGCGUCAAACAGGGCUGUGAAUCCGAUGUGCAUGCCGAGAUUCUAGCGAAGCCCGACUGGGGACGCUCUAACUCUCCUCCUUUGACGCCAGUGUUCAUCCACCCGCCUUCGGUUACGGCCAGCCAAGCCUCGACCUCCGAGCUGCUGUCAUGCCCAUCCCUGUCUCCGUCACCCUCGCCAGGGCCCACUGCGCUCAUCUCUCCCUUCUCUGUUGAGCCUGCGAGCUCGAACUUCUGCGAUCCUCGCGAACUGACUGUCGAUUCGGCUCUCGCGUCUGCGCCUCCAACUGACUUCCCCCCCUUGCCUGCCCUUCCAUCCGGGGACGAGGAGGAGCACAAGUUGCUCAUCGGCAGUGGAAACCUGACCCUGUCUAACGAAGUGUCGUCUACUUCCUUUUCAACCUGCUCCCAGGCUACUCUGACCACUUUACCCAAGUUUGACAGCUUCUCUGACCUGGACUCUGACGAGGAAUUCGUCACUGGCUUGGUAGAUUUUGCUCCUCCGGCAUCCAACGCCUUCUUUCUGGGCGACAAGCGCCAGCGCAUCGACCCCUACACAUUGGACGAGGACGGAUUCUUGAGCGAACAAAGCUUCGACGACCUGGACGAAGAGGACGUGAUUGGCAACUCUGGCCUCCCUAUCGUUUCCUUUGAGAAUUUCUACGCUGGCGACGACAGUGCUUCGGAUGAGAUGAAAAAUAAGAAGCGCUCGAAGAAGUCCACUGUGAAGAAGCCUGUCUCUCCAGAGUCGGAUUCCUCAGACUUCUUCAACCACGAAGUCCCUGUCAACAGCCAUGGUAACAACCAUCAGAGCCAGAAGAGAUCCGCCCAGGGCAGUGGUGCGACUAGUGCAAAGUCCGAGACGACUGCUGUGUCCAGUGCAUCCGAAAAUUCAGCUGCUCAAGCACCCGUCAGUCGCCGUGGUCGCAAACAGUCCGUGACUGAUGACCCUUCGAAGACCUUUGUGUGCAACUUGUGCUCACGUCGCUUCCGCCGCCAGGAACACUUGAAACGCCACUACCGCUCGCUUCACACCCAAGACAAACCUUUCGAGUGCAAUGAGUGUGGCAAGAAGUUCUCUCGCAGCGACAACUUGGCUCAGCAUGCUCGAACUCACGGAAACGGUGCUGUUAUCAUGACUGUCUUGGAGGAUGGCACUUCUGUGGCUACUCAGCAAAUGUACGAGGAGGAUGCUGGUGCUUUGGGCACUACUCUAUAUGAGGCCGCCAACGCUGCUGCCACGCAUUCUACCACUAGUGAAUCGGGGUCCAGCGUCGAAUCGGAUUCUCCGACCUCUGCUGAGCGUCGACCUCUCAAGAAGCGCAAGCGUGACGAAACCGCCUAA